CAGAUAGUCAUGUGACUCAACCAAUGUUGUCCAUCUCAUACGCUGCAGGCAAGGAUGCCCUGAGGCAUGGUAUGUUGGCGAGACCAUGCGGAUGCUAUGGCAAUGGAUGAAUGGACACUGCACAACAAUCACUAUACAAGAAUGUUCCCUCCCAGUUAGGGAACACUCCAGCGAUCAAGGACAUUCAGCUUCCGAUCUUCAGAAAUUUUGUGCUCACACACAAGAUGAGACUUGCAAGAGGACUAUCGAUAUUAUUUUUCUGUAUCAGUACAUGCUCAGGAGAGGACACAGCUGCUGAUGACAUAGGAAUUCACCAAAUGACUCGAAUAUCAGAACUGCUCACCUCUGUUGAAUGUGACCUUCUUCACAAAAAGCUUACCCACCCUGAGAAAGACAUUAUGAAGGAAAUUGACCAAAUGUCAGAGGAAAAUGACAAUUUAUUCAAGACCCGGAAACGCAGAGAAAUCAUUAAUAUUGAAGACUGUACUGAAAUUCUGAUUGACUGGUUGAAGAAUGAAGGUGACAGCAUGUACUGGGAUCGACUGUCUCGAGCACUGAGACAGAUUGGUCGGGAAGACGUUGAUAAAGAACUGCGAAAGAACAUGAACCAGGACAAGACUUUGGAAGUGAAUAAGAAUAUUGAAGAAUAUGGUAAAACAUUACAGCAGGCUUACUCCUCCCUAAUUGUGACUGAUGAUGAGAUUAACAUCAGAGACAGAAACAGAGACAAACGUAAUGGAUUCCGAGAAAUUAAUUGGGAUGAGUUGGAACUAAUUGUUGAAAUGGAAAAACUUCCGCCUUAUCCAAGAAAACUCACUGAAGGAUUCAGGACAGUUCUUUGGGGUGUGUUUUUUGGUUUUGUUGGUUCCACUUUUCUGGGUGCCAUCAGCCUAUAUUUUAUCAUCAAAAUAACGGAGAAAGACUAUAUGGAGAUAAUGCGUCGGUCAAAUGUGCUGCACCGCAUCAAACGCAGAAGAAAACCAGUACAACGUAUAGUUUACUCUUCAGAUGAUGAAAACAUUCAUGUGGACAAAUCACCUAAACACUUCAGACAGUACUUCCGUCCCUUUCGUGCUACAAAUUAUGUCCAAGAAAAAUCGAAACCAAAUAGGAUGACAAACUAAAAUAAUUUCAUAUACCGUGUAACGUUAAAGGAAAUUUGGAAAUUGUAAAUUUUUAAGUAUCAGUGACUCAAUUGUCUGAUUACGUCAUUCACCAUACUGAA
Molecule: messenger RNA, 1225 nt
Organism: Rhincodon typus (whale shark)
Lineage: Eukaryota; Metazoa; Chordata; Chondrichthyes; Orectolobiformes; Rhincodontidae
Product: transmembrane and death domain protein 1-like
Exons: 6
Coding region: 111-1124 (337 amino acids)
Biological process (GO): signal transduction
Molecular function (GO): protein binding
Source: RefSeq, a predicted model, not a curated record